Messenger RNA from Notolabrus celidotus (New Zealand spotty), 3449 nucleotides. It is a transcript of the gene antxr1a, whose product is annotated as ANTXR cell adhesion molecule 1a. The coding region runs from base 353 to 2200 and encodes 615 amino acids. Gene Ontology annotation, molecular function: signaling receptor activity. The transcript is spliced from 18 exons. Lineage: Eukaryota; Metazoa; Chordata; Actinopteri; Labriformes; Labridae. Gene Ontology annotation, cellular component: membrane. The record is from RefSeq and is a predicted model, not a curated record.
AGGGUCUGAUGCUUUCUGUGUUGCAUGGCCUUGUCAUGAACAGAAAGCUGUAGGAGGUGGUGAAGCUCCUCUCAUCUGUGUGCAUGCUGUGUCUGAGCCUGUGAUAAUGAGAGGGUCCCAACAACACUCAUGCUCUCUCUCUCCCUUCUCCACCUCUGUUACACUUUCUGCUCUCCUUUGGAUUAUUGCUCUUCUUUGAUGGUGAAGACGUCUGAGGAGAACUGACAGAAGAGCUGCAAAGUGGAAUUACUGUGCAACAUUUUUCUUCUUUUUUUCUGUCCCCAACUUUUUCCUCCCUGAAGUUGGUUUUAGUCAUCAUCCCAUCUGUAUUAGAGCUUCUCCUGUUGGAAUAAUGCCUUCUUGCUGCAGAGGCUCCUGGUUUCCAGUGGUAUGUGGUGCUGCGCUGGUUGUUCUGACUGCUGGAAAUGCUGGACCGAACCAGGACAGGAGGCAGGCUGGGUCUUCCUCCUGCUAUGGAGGAUUUGAUCUCUACUUUGUUUUAGACAAAUCUGGGAGUGUGCAGAAUCACUGGACUGAAAUCUACCGCUUUGUUGAACAUCUGGCUCAUAAAUUCAUAAGUCCACAGUUGCGGAUGUCCUUCAUUGUGUUCUCCACAGAGGGAAGAAUCCUAAUGGGCCUGACAGAAGACAGGGAACGCAUUCGUAAAGGUCUGGAGGAGUUGCAUGGGGUACUUCCUGGAGGGGACACCUUCAUGCAUGAGGGCAUCUUGAGGGCCAGUGAGCAGAUCUACUAUGGAAACACUGAAGGUUACCGCACUGCCAGUGUGAUCAUAGCGCUCACAGAUGGAGAGCUGCAUGAGGAUCUCUUCUACUACGCUGAGAGAGAGGCCAAUCGCUCCAGAAGUCUCGGUGCCUCCGUGUACUGUGUGGGGGUGAAGGACUUCAAUGAGACACAGCUUGCAAAGAUUGCUGACAGUAAGGAUCAUGUCUUCCCCGUCAAUGAUGGAUUUGAAGCUUUGCAAGGGGUCAUUGAUUCAAUCCUGAAAAAGUCUUGUAUUGAGAUCCUGGCUGCAGAGCCUUCCAGUAUCUGUGCAGGAGAGUCCUUCCAAGUCGUAGUACGAGGAAAUGGAUUUCUACAUGCCCGCAAUGUGGAUAAGGUCCUGUGCAGCUUCCGCAUCAAUGACACCCUUACAAAGAUGGUGAAGCCUUUGGUUGUGGAAGAUACAUAUCUCCUCUGCCCUGCACCAGUGCUCCAAGAUGAGGGGAUGGCAGCAAACCUUUAUGUCAGUAUGAACGAAGGAAUCAGUUUCAUCUCCAGUUCGGUCACAAUUACCACUGUGGGCUGUUCUGAUGGGACCAUCCUGGCCAUUGCUCUGCUCAUCCUCAUGCUGCUCCUGGUCUUGGCUCUCCUCUGGUGGUUCUGGCCUCUCUGCUGCACUGUGAUCAUUCAUGAGCCGCCACCGCCACCUGUGGAGGAGAGUUCGGAUGAUGAAGACUGUGAAAGCCCCAAGAAGAAAUGGCCAACUGUAGAUGCCUCGUACUACGGAGGAAGAGGAGUUGGAGGAAUUAAAAGGAUGGAGGUUCGCUGGGGUGAGAAAGGCUCCACUGAAGAAGGAGCAAAGCUGGAAAAGGCCAAAAAUGCCAAAGUGAAGAUGCCUGAGCAGGAGUUUGAAUACCCCCCCAUGCGGGUUCUCAACAAUGGCAUGCACAAACCCCCGGGGCCCCGCAAGUGGUACUCACCCAUCAAGAGCAAACUGGAUGCAUUGUGGGUGCUUUUGAGAAAAGGCUAUGACCGUGUGUCUGUAAUGAGACCUCAUCCUGGAGACAAGGGCCGAUGCAUGAACUUCACCCGCACAAAAUCUCCCCCUCCUCACUAUCCGCACUACAACCACUCAUCUCCCAUCUACACGCCUCCACCUGCCCCUCAGGGCAGCCUCCCACCAACCCCCAGCAGCCCCUCAUCAUCACCAUUAUACAACUUCUCCACCCUGCCACUACUUCCUCCAACACCUCCACCCAGCUCCACCACUCCCUCCCCUCCCGCCACGCCUCCCCCUUACACACCGCCUCCAAACCGGGCUCUUCCUCCAACCAACCUGAACAUACCUGCCCCGCCAUCAUUUCCCCCGACUCCUCCACCUUCUUGCUCCCCGACUGGUUCUCUGCCACCUCCGCCACAGGGACCUCCUCCCAAUCGAGCCCCUCCACCCGCUCGUCCACCGCCUCGCCCUGGCCUGUAGGGCCCCAGCAGACGGAGAGAGUUUAACAUGAUUUAAAAAACUCUGAGGCAGUCAGCACAUGACCAUCCUUGAUUGUACCUGCUUGGAGCACAGGUGUGAUGUUGUGCUCUGUGGCCUUCCUGCCUUGUGAAGAGGCGCAGUGAGGACUUGUUUUCUGCUAUUUGUCUACAGUGACUUUUGUACACAUUUAGCCCAACAGUGCAAUUGAUCUAAUGCUUGAAUCACACAGACAUUCCCUUCAAAUGAGGUCAAAAACAUUUGCAUUCAUUCAUGGUCUUCAGAGCUACUUAAGGCCAUAUCAUUCCCUCAAUGAGAAAAAAAAGUUGAAUGAAUCUUGAACCAGCGGAGAAACAAGAGACUGAACUCUGUACAAACCCUCAACAAGGAGCCCAGUCGUGGUCAAAUUGGUCGCAGCAGUGAGAUAUGUUCCUGAAUUUGUGUGUUGCACUCUUGUCUUUCCUGAUGAAAAUUACAAGACUUUUAUUGCAAAUGUUUCACACACAGCCGAUUAAGAAGAAUCGAAAAAUUCUUGUUUUUGUACAUUUUGUACUCUUGAAUGUUAGGAAACUGCAUGCAAAGGUGUUUGAGUCAGCAUUUUUCUUUUUUAAACUUCCACCUUGUUUUGUAACACAAAUAUGUUUUAUACUUCUUAUUGUUGAGAAACAAUUUUUUAGAGUUUGUUAAGGUUAGAAGAAUAGUCAUUGCUGAUAAAGACACGUGCACUAAGCAUAUUGAAACAGCAAUGCACAAUCUGCUACAUCAUAGCUGGCCUAUUUUUGUGCACUUCAGAGUUACAAUGAAGUUUGAUUUAGACACUAAAGCAGCCUUAUUUUAAAAAAAAUGACGAGACCAAAACGACUGCAGUCAAGUCAGAUGUUGAAUAUGCUCAGUCUAACAAUAUGUGGGUGAAGAAAAAGUCAGCCAGGGAAAAGUUUUGCACAUAGUCGUGUUCAUCAAACUACAGCCUAAACAUAUAUGUAAAUACUAAUUUUGAUUAACAAUCUGUGUGAGUGUUUGAAAGAGAGAUACUGUGCAAAAAGUGUGUGUUCUUGACAGCCAGUUGAGUCAAUGUGCCUGAUAUAUCAGCUUUAACAAAGGCAUUUGGUUAAUUUGCACAAGAUUCAUAUGAAGUGGAUUAGUAUCAGCUGUGCAGUGCAGUUUACAAACUAGGUUAGUUUGCACCAAAAAAAACCUUGGAUUGUAAACACCUUUUUUUCCAUUCUUAAUGAAAGUAAACACUUCAAAUGUA